ACCUGGCCAGGCGGGGCUGGUCGGCACCCCGCGGGGCCGGCGGCGGAGCGGCCCCUCCGGCUGCCACAGCUUGCACGGCGCCGGCGCUCCAGCUCCGGACUCCUGCGGCUUGCAGGCUGCUCCGCUUCCCGGGCUCCUCCGGCUCCAGGACUCCUCCGCUUCCCGGGCCCCUCUCUUUCUGACCUCCGCCGGUUGUAGCCGCCGCGGCUGCUGCCGCCCCGUCCCUCCCGCAGCCCCUUCCAUUCCUUCCUCCUCAGGAUGCAGCAGCAGAACAUUCCUCAGGUCUGCUGGAAGUGACCUGUGGGUGCCAGAGGAGUGGAGAGAGCUGAGCCAGGACUGAGCACACCAUGGGAGCAAACACCUCCAGCAAGCCAUCAUCCUUCAAUGAAAAUGAAGAUGUCACCUUUGACCACUUCAAGAUUCUGCGAGCUAUUGGGAAGGGCAGCUUUGGGAAGGUCUGUGUUGUGCAGAAGAACGACACCAAAAAGAUGUAUGCCAUGAAAUACAUGAACAAGCAGAAGUGUGUGGAGCGUAAUGAAGUCAGAAAUGUCUUCAAGGAGCUGCAGAUCAUGCAGGGCCUGGAGCACCCCUUCUUAGUUAAUUUAUGGUACUCAUUCCAGGAUGAAGAAGAUAUGUUUAUGGUUGUUGACCUGCUGCUUGGAGGAGACCUGCGUUACCAUCUCCAGCAAAACGUGCGGUUCCAGGAAGGCACUGUGAAACUCUUCAUCUGUGAGUUGGUGCUGGCCCUCGACUAUCUCCAGAGCAGACACAUCAUCCACAGAGACAUCAAGCCUGACAACAUCUUACUGGAUGAGCAUGGACAUGUGCACAUCACAGAUUUCAACAUUGCCACGAUGCUGACUAAGGAAAUCCAAGUCACCACCAUCGCUGGCACAAAGCCCUACAUGGCACCUGAGAUGUUUAACCCCACAAAACCCACUGGCUAUUCCUUCGCUGUGGACUGGUGGUCACUGGGAAUCACAGCCUACGAGCUGCUCAGGACCCGGAGGCCCUACCACAUCCGCUCCAGCACCUCCACGAACGAAAUUGCUCACGUGUACAAGACAGCCACGGUGAUGUACCCUGCGGCGUGGUCCGCGGAGAUGGUGUCGCUCAUCAAGAAGCUGCUGGAGCCCAACCCUGAGAAGCGUUUUUCUCAGCUGAAAGAUAUCCAGAGCUUUCCUUACCUGUCUGACGUGAACUGGGAUGCUGUUCUCCAGAAAAGGAUCACACCAGAAUUUAUUCCCACGAAAGGCAGACUGAACUGUGACCCAACCUUUGAACUGGAAGAAAUGAUCCUAGAAUCCAAACCCCUUCACAAGAAGAAAAAGCGCUUGGCUAAGAAGAAAGACACCAACAAAAGCAACUCCUCCCAGGCCUGCCAUCUUCAAAAGCACCUGGAGAUGCUCCAGAGGGACUUCAUUGUUUUCAACAGAGAAAAGAAUGUGACUGUGAAAAUGGAUGAGACACUCAGCUUGGCUGGCCAGCGCCACAGCCCCUGGUGCUGCCCACAAGGUGGCUGCUAGCAGCGUCACCCAGGGGCUGAGCAUGCAUUGUUCAUAGAGCCUUCAACACUAAUACUGGUCUUGAGGGUGGGUCCAGGCUCUGUGGAGGUCUUAAGUCUGUAUGGGCUCAUAGCUGGCUGCUCCAGAUAGAAGAGAUUGCUCUCAGCUGCACGGUCUCCACCAGGGCGCAGUGGAGGGUGGCCCUUGCUUACAGACAUCUCCUGUGAACAUCUCAUGAGUGUGGGCACCAAGGGCUGGAGGUGGUGAAGAUCUUCCUUAGCUGGAAGCAGUCAUUAUCUCCUUCCAUGGCUGGGAGGAGGCAUCAAAGGUUUCCUGUUUCCCCCUCUCUCCGUGCGGGUUCCUUCAUCGGUUUCUCACAGAGCAGGGCUCACGUUGUGUGCUCGGGGCACUCAGACAGAUGUGGACCGAAGAGGUAAGAACCAGGCACUGCUGAAUGACUGCCAUCCAGCUGCUUCUCCAGGACAGCCUGAAAAAAGGAACAUUCAGUAUCACGUGAAAUUGCUGCAACUUACUGAAUCUGAUGGGGAUUGGCCUCCAACACCAGAGGUAAAUCUGAAAAGUGGAUUUUCAGUCUCUGUGACAUUGAAACAAUGUCUGAGUUAAGUAGCUCUCUUUGCAGAAACAGCUACACUCUGGAGCAGGCUGUGCCCAAAAUGAGAUUGGCCAAAGCAUCUUCGUGCUGGUGAUGAUGCCAGUGUUUAAGUGCUAUGGCAGACCUGAGGUUUCACUUCCUUCUCUGAUAUUUUUCCUGUUCUCAGCAAUAUAAUGAAUGAGUGAAGUACCAUUUGCCUCCCACUUAACCCAGAGGUGGUCUCUGUGUCCUCUGUGCCUUCCUGUCUUUCUGAUCAACUAAAAAAUCUGACCAAGUCGAAAAAAUGACCACAAUAAAGCCCCACAGCAAAUGCAAGGCACCUUCCCAAAUGAGCAGAAGUU
Pogoniulus pusillus (Red-fronted tinkerbird) is the source of this 2459-nucleotide messenger RNA. It is a transcript of the gene STK32A, whose product is annotated as serine/threonine kinase 32A. The record is from RefSeq and is a predicted model, not a curated record. Gene Ontology annotation, biological process: protein phosphorylation. The transcript is spliced from 13 exons. Bases 348 to 1526 code for a protein of 392 amino acids. Lineage: Eukaryota; Metazoa; Chordata; Aves; Piciformes; Lybiidae. Gene Ontology annotation, molecular function: protein kinase activity; ATP binding.